AUGGUGAGUGAAAGUCAUCAUGAGGCCCUGGCAGCACCACCAGCUACCACAGUAGCAGCAGCCCCUCCAAGUAAUGUCACUGAGCCAGCCAGUCCCGGAGGAGGGGGAGGAAAAGAAGAUGCAUUUUCUAAGUUAAAAGAGAAGUUUAUGAAUGAACUGAACAAAAUUCCACUGCCACCUUGGGCCUUAAUAGCCAUAGCCAUAGUUGCAGUCCUAUUAAUCCUUACCUGCUGCUUUUGUCUCUGUAAGAAAUGCUUGUUCAAAAAGAAGAACAAGAAGAAGGGAAAGGAGAAGGGAGGGAAGAAUGCUAUUAACAUGAAAGAUGUUAAAGAUUUAGGGAAAACCAUGAAAGACCAGGCUCUUAAGGAUGAUGAUGCUGAGACUGGGCUGACUGAUGGGGAAGAGAAGGAAGAACCCAAAGAAGUGGAGAAACUAGGGAAAAUACAAUAUUCUUUGGAUUAUGACUUCCAGAACAAUCAGCUUCUGGUUGGGAUUAUUCAAGCAGCUGAGCUGCCUGCAUUAGAUAUGGGUGGUACAUCUGAUCCCUAUGUGAAAGUUUUCCUGCUGCCUGAUAAGAAGAAGAAAUAUGAGACAAAAGUCCACAGAAAGACCCUUAACCCUGUUUUCAAUGAGCAAUUUACAUUCAAGGUGCCAUACUCCGAGCUGGGUGGAAAAACUUUAGUGAUGGCAGUUUAUGACUUCGAUCGUUUCUCCAAACAUGAUAUCAUUGGGGAAUAUAAGGUUGCGAUGAACACAGUGGACUUCGGUCACGUCACUGAGGAGUGGAGGGACUUGCAAAGUGCAGAGAAGGAAGAGCAAGAAAAGCUCGGUGAUAUCUGCUUCUCUCUCCGUUAUGUGCCUACUGCUGGCAAACUGACUGUCGUCAUUCUGGAGGCAAAGAACCUGAAGAAGAUGGAUGUUGGUGGACUAUCAGAUCCCUAUGUGAAAAUCCAUCUGAUGCAGAACGGUAAGAGGCUGAAGAAGAAAAAGACUACAAUUAAAAAGAACACCCUGAAUCCCUACUACAACGAGUCUUUCAGCUUUGAAGUACCAUUCGAGCAAAUUCAGAAAGUGCAAAUUGUUGUGACUGUUUUGGACUAUGACAAGAUUGGCAAGAACGAUGCCAUCGGGAAAGUCUUUGUGGGCUACAACAGCACCGGAGCGGAGCUGCGGCAUUGGUCAGACAUGUUGGCCAACCCUCGGCGGCCCAUUGCACAGUGGCACACCUUACAGCCCGAGGAGGAGGUAGAUGCCAUGCUGGCAGUCAAGAAGUAA
Messenger RNA from Gavia stellata (red-throated loon), 1275 nucleotides. It is a transcript of the gene SYT1, whose product is annotated as synaptotagmin 1. The coding region runs from base 1 to 1275 and encodes 424 amino acids. Gene Ontology annotation, molecular function: syntaxin binding; calcium-dependent phospholipid binding; phosphatidylserine binding. Gene Ontology annotation, biological process: regulation of calcium ion-dependent exocytosis; regulation of dopamine secretion; calcium ion-regulated exocytosis of neurotransmitter. The record is from RefSeq and is a predicted model, not a curated record. The transcript has 8 exons. NCBI's taxonomy places the organism in Eukaryota, Metazoa, Chordata, Aves, Gaviiformes, Gaviidae. Gene Ontology annotation, cellular component: synaptic vesicle membrane; axon; dense core granule.